GAAGAAGAAGAGAAUAUCGAGAGGAAAAGUUAUCAAUCUGAGAUGGCCGGAGACGCCCAGGGAGAGAUGGAGAGGAUCUUUAAGCGAUUCGACACCAAUGGUGAUGGCAUGAUCUCUUCUUCGGAGCUUGGUGAAACCUUAAAACAACUCGGGUCGGUUACUAAGGAAGACAUUACGCGUAUGAUGGCUGAGAUAGACACAGAUGGUGAUGGCUUCAUCUCUUUCAAGGAGUUCACCGAAUUCCACCAGGCCAACCCUGGUUUAAUGAAGGAUGUCGCUAAGAUAUUCUAAACUUCUCUUCCUCUUACUUCAAUACAAUAAAACCCACCCAAGAUCCCAACCCGACCCAAGACCCAAGACCCAACUCACUUUUGUAAGAUAAUUUGA
This is a messenger RNA of Telopea speciosissima, 387 nucleotides long. Its product is annotated as polcalcin Syr v 3. Gene Ontology annotation, molecular function: calcium ion binding. The transcript has a single exon. The record is from RefSeq and is a predicted model, not a curated record. NCBI's taxonomy places the organism in Eukaryota, Viridiplantae, Streptophyta, Magnoliopsida, Proteales, Proteaceae. The coding region runs from base 43 to 291 and encodes 82 amino acids.